Thyridium curvatum is the source of this 336-nucleotide messenger RNA. RefSeq lists its product as uncharacterized. NCBI's taxonomy places the organism in Eukaryota, Fungi, Ascomycota, Sordariomycetes, Thyridiales, Thyridiaceae. The transcript is spliced from 4 exons. Bases 1 to 336 code for a protein of 111 amino acids. The record is from RefSeq and is a predicted model, not a curated record.
AUGCAUAUCACUGUGUCUGAUCUUUUGAGGGUGAUGCUUUUCUCCUCUGUGGCGAUGGCAGAUCUUCAUACAAGCUGCACCUGUCACAAUGGUGACAGCUACAAUUGGCGCAUGACUACUCUGGCUUGCACUUCUUACGAUGAAGCCAAGUAUCAAUGGGGCGGUGCUGUCUAUGACACGCCAUCCGGUCGGUGUACCCAACGAACUGAUGCUGAUCGUAUCGCUGGUGACCAAUGGGAGGAAGCAUGUCAGAAGAUCGCAAAGGCCGGCUUCCAGUGCGUUGAUGGGAAGGGUACCUGUUAUGCUGAUCCUGCCAGUGUUCGCGGAUCUUGCUGA